Messenger RNA from Aureobasidium vineae, 1455 nucleotides. The record is from the annotation of a GenBank genome assembly. Lineage: Eukaryota; Fungi; Ascomycota; Dothideomycetes; Dothideales; Saccotheciaceae.
AUGCCAACCACGCAAUUCAACGUCAAAGAAAAGUAUCGUUACCAGAAUGGUUUUGUAGAGGGUGCGUUGCCCGUAGGAACAAACUCACCCCAGAAGCCACCAUAUGGGCUCUACGCCGAGAAGCUGUCAGGCACAGCGUUCACUGCUCCAAGGCAUGAGAACCAGCAGACUUGGCUGUACAGGAUCCUACCAGCAUCGGCUCACUCGAACUUCGAACCACGAGAACACGCUACGUUCAACACAAACCCAGAGAACCAACCAGGACAGAAGAUUCACCAGAUCCCUAACCAGCUCAGAUGGGACCCCUUCGACCUUGAUGAGACGGUAGAUUGGAUCCACGGCCUCCACUUGGUCGCUGGGGCUGGUGAUCCAAGCAUGAAAACAGGCGUUGGAAUCUACAUAUUUGCAGCUGGAAAGAACAUGGAUGCUCAUGAAGCUUUCUACAGCGCAGACGGCGACUUCUUGAUCGUCCCUCAACAUGGCGUGCUAGACAUCAGAACCGAGCUCGGAAGGUUACUCGUACGACCGAACGAGAUUUGUGUCAUCCCAAGAGGUAUCAGGUAUCGUGUCGAACUCCCAGAAGGUCCGGUUCGAGGUUACAUUCUUGAGCUCUACCAAGGACACUUCCAACUGCCAGAACUUGGACCAAUUGGAUCCAACUGUCUGGCUAAUGCGCGAGACUUCCAAGCACCUGUGGCCGACUUUGACGAAGACACGGAUUCGCAAUGGACAUUGAUGGCCAAAUUUGCUGGACACCUGUUUGCUGCCAAGCAGAGCCACACACCUUUCGAUGUAGUUGCCUGGCAUGGCCUGUAUUAUCCCUACAAGUAUGACUUGGGUCGUUUCUCUACUAUUGGUUCAAUCAGCUUCGAUCACCCCGAUCCGUCCAUUUUCACAGUGCUCACGGCACAGAGUGAUCAUCCUGGUACAGCGGUGGCGGACUUCGUUAUUUUCCCUCCUCGAUGGUUGGUGCAAGAGGUAAACAGCACGAGCAGAAUCGACGCGGGUUCCAUGGCUAACAUGAUACAGGACACAUUCAGACCACCGUGGUACCACCGCAAUACGAUGAGCGAGUUCAUGGGCUUGAUCCACGGACAGUACGACGCAAAAACAGGAGGUGGUUUCCAGCCAGCAGGAGCAUCACUUCACAACGUCAUGUCAGCUCAUGGACCAGACGCCAGCACUCACGAGAAGGCAUCGAACGCCGAUCUGAAGCCCAUGAAGGUGGGAGAAGGGUCAAUGGCAUUCAUGUUCGAAAGUUGCUUCAUGGUCGGUGUGACCGAGUGGGGACUUAAGAAGUGUGCCAAAGUGCAGGAAGACUACAACGAGGAGAGCUGGACACCGCUCAAACCACACUUUAAGCGACCGCAGAAGGAAGUAGGAGAGAUCAAGAAUGGAGGCGACAGUGAGGAAGGAGCAAUUGGGAGCACAAAGCAGGUUCCACAUUGGGCGUGA